This is a messenger RNA of Eleginops maclovinus (Patagonian blennie), 1961 nucleotides long. It is a transcript of the gene ears2, whose product is annotated as glutamyl-tRNA synthetase 2, mitochondrial. Gene Ontology annotation, cellular component: mitochondrion. Lineage: Eukaryota; Metazoa; Chordata; Actinopteri; Perciformes; Eleginopidae. The record is from RefSeq and is a predicted model, not a curated record. Gene Ontology annotation, biological process: glutamyl-tRNA aminoacylation. The coding region runs from base 199 to 1767 and encodes 522 amino acids. The transcript has 10 exons. Gene Ontology annotation, molecular function: tRNA binding; glutamate-tRNA ligase activity; ATP binding.
UUCUACUUCCGGUUUCGACGAAGAAGAAAAUGACUUGACCCAAACAAACGUCUUUUAUCACAUGUAACAGAUUGUAGGAUAGUAACGUUUAUAUUAUAAACUUGCUAUCCUCUAUAAAUCCAUAUUCGUUAACAGUCGUAAACUUGUGCGGAGCUGGAGUGCUAACAUGCUAGCUCUCGUUAGCUGAAUGAAGCUAACAUGUUGACUCAGAGAUGUGUCUGGUGUGUGACAGCGGUCAGAAACGUUAGGGUUAAACUCCAGCUCACCAGAUGCUGCUCCACGGUGCAGGGGGACGUCAGGGUCAGGUUUGCUCCCAGUCCCACAGGUUUCCUACACCUCGGCGGCCUCCGAACGGCUCUCUACAAUUACGUCUUUGCCAAGAAGUAUGGAGGCUCGUUCGUCCUGCGACUUGAGGACACAGAUCAGAGCCGGCUCGUGCCCGGAGCUGCAGAGUCCAUCGAGGACAUGCUGGAGUGGGCUGGUGUCCCUCCAGAUGAGAGUCCUCGUCAGGGGGGGCCGCUGGGUCCGUACCUGCAGUCCCAGAGGCUGGACCUUUACCGUCAGACAGCAGAGCAGCUGGUCGAGAGCAAACAUGCCUACCACUGUUUCUGCAGCUCUCAGAGACUCGACCUGCUCAAGAAAGAGGCCUUAAGGAGCGGACAGACACCCAGGUAUGAUAACCGGUGCCGUCACCUCCGGGAUGAGCAGGUCCAGGAGAAGCUGGCUCAGGGAGCUCCAUAUGUGAUCCGGUUUCGUUUGGAAGAAGGUGUUGAGCCUUUUCAGGAUCUGAUCUGUGGGCGUAGUCAUCACGAGGUGGCCCAGGUGGAGGGGGACCCUGUAGUGAUAAAAGCAGACGGUUUUCCCACCUAUCACCUCGCUAACAUCGUAGACGAUCACUACAUGAAGAUCAGCCACGUGCUGCGGGGGUCAGAGUGGCUCAUCUCCACCUCCAAACACAUCCUCAUGUACCGAGCCCUCGGGUGGCAGCCGCCCACCUUCGGACAUCUGCCGCUCCUGUUGAACAAAAAUGGCAGCAAACUGUCCAAGAGGCAGGGGGACAUUUUCCUCCAAAGCUUCCAGAGGAAUGGAGUCCUGCCGGAGGCUCUGCUGGACAUCACCACCAGCUGCGGCUCCGGAUUCAACACUAAUCGAAUUGGGCGGAGGAUAGAUGAGCUGAUCUCUGAGUUUAAUCCUUCCAAGAUCACGACACAUUCUGCUCUCUUAGACCUGGAAAAACUACCAGAGUUCAACAGAAUCCACCUGCAGCACCAUAUAGAAGAUGAGGCGAAGUGUAAAAUGCUGAUUAAAGAUCUGCAGGCUCAGAUCCAGCAGGCGUGUGCAGCAGAGUUCCAGGAGGAAGACCUGCAGGAGGAUUACAUCAGACGGGUGCUGCACCUUCGUAAGGGUCACAUUUCCUCUCUGAAGGAGCUUGUGGGUCCUGCCUACUCAUACCUGUGGGUUCGUCCUUCCGUCUCCAGCCAGCAGGUAGCAGCGAUCACUGCAGAAGCUCAACACAUCGCUUCUUUAGUGCUCAAGUUGAUAGCAGAGCGCAGGGAGGAGCUGACGGUGGAUCGACUCAGUAAAGAUCUGAAGACUCUGGCAAAGCAAACGAAAGGCAUCAAGUACGGAGAAGUGAUGAAGCUUCUGCGCCUGGCUCUCAGCGGUCUGCAGCAGGGGCCAAGUGUGGCGGAGAUGAUGGUGUGUUUGGGGCCCGCAGAGAUCAGCCAUCGGUUCCAGAAACUUCUGCAGCUCUCAGAGACGAGUUAAAGACUGUUCAUCCUCACGCCUGCAGGAGAAAAACUGUAUUCAAAGACCUGUGUGUUGAGAGUAACAUGCAAACGCCUGGUGAUUCUGCCGAAGCAAGCUGCGGGCACGUUGAAAACGAACUGCUCCUCAAUGCUAGAGUGUACUUGGAUAAUACUUGAAUAAUUAUACAUAUUUUAUAAAAGACAUGAAACAUU